This is a messenger RNA of Anoplopoma fimbria (sablefish), 819 nucleotides long. It is a transcript of the gene spc25, whose product is annotated as SPC25 component of NDC80 kinetochore complex. The transcript has 7 exons. The record is from RefSeq and is a predicted model, not a curated record. The coding region runs from base 106 to 819 and encodes 237 amino acids. Lineage: Eukaryota; Metazoa; Chordata; Actinopteri; Perciformes; Anoplopomatidae. Gene Ontology annotation, cellular component: Ndc80 complex. Gene Ontology annotation, biological process: chromosome segregation.
CCCCCGGUAUGCAGACCGCGGAUAUUUGAAAAUAACGACUGGUUCAGUAGUAAGACGUAAUUCACAGAAAUUAUAGGCCGCUCAUCAAAACACAUUGUGAACAUCAUGACGUCCAUCACCGACCCAAACAUGAGUGACAGGUUCACCGGUGCUAUGGAGGAGAUCCACAAUAAACAGCUGAAAACAUAUGGGGAGAUCAUUGACAUGACUACAGAGCUGUGCCAGUCCCACCGACAGUUUGUGAAGUCUGCACUAGAUACAUGUUUAAAGAAAUGUAAGGAUGAUGAGAUGCUGUUUGAGACAAUACAGACAUUCAAAAGAGACAUGGUACAAAAGAAUGCGUCAUUGAAAGGGAAACGGCAAGCUAUUUCUGGAAUGAUAUCUGAGAUUCAGCAGAAGGAGAUGCAGAAAGACGACAUCAUCCAGAAGAUAGAGAAACUUAAAGAAGAUCAAGCUAAGAGAAAAGAGUUAAUAGAGUCUCAAAAUAAAGCAAACAAAGACAGACUGAGGAAUCUCUCAAAAGCCAGAGUUGUCUUUCAAGAUCAUUUAGGGAUGGAGAUGCGAACAAUCCUUGGCAAAACACAGUUGGUUAAAGGUGAAAAGCUGCAGUUUGUUUUCCGGAAUAUCAACCCCUCAGACCAGGACAGCGCCUAUGUUGUCACAAUGGGGAUUAAAGAAGACGGAUCAUACCAGAUUGUAUCCAGUGACCCCGUGCUUGAGUGUUUGCCAGUCUUGGAAAGCCGGCUUCAGGAGACCAAUAACUUGGCAGCAUUUCUGGCAAACGUCAGGAAGGAGUUUAUCUCUCGGGCUCGCUGCUAA